Molecule: messenger RNA, 2309 nt
Organism: Aegilops tauschii subsp. strangulata
Lineage: Eukaryota; Viridiplantae; Streptophyta; Magnoliopsida; Poales; Poaceae
Product: sucrose transport protein SUT4
Biological process (GO): transmembrane transport
Cellular component (GO): membrane
Molecular function (GO): sucrose:proton symporter activity
Source: RefSeq, a predicted model, not a curated record
CUCCCUCCCUCCCUCCCUCGCCUACCUCACCGACGCGCUCCCUCCCUCCUCUCGCCAAUUUUCUACUCUUCCCUCCCUCCGCUUUCCGCCCCGCAUCUGCCCGCCUCUCACCUGCGAGCAGAUCUCGCCGCCCCCCUCGUCGGCGUCGGCCCCCGCGCCACGCCGGACCCUGACCUAACCCCCCACCCGGUCUGCCUCCCCCGCGCGCCGGAUCUGCCGCUGCCCUGCCGGCCAUGGACUCCGGCGGCGGGGCCACGGCCAUCCGCGUGCCGUACCGCCACAUCCGCGACGCCGAGAUGGAGCUCGUCAGACUCAACAGCACCAACAGCACCGGCGGCGACGCCGAGCGGCCCAAGGAGGAGCAGGGCAGCGGCGCGGAGGCGGGGGAGGGCGGCAGGAAGGGCGCGCCCAAGUGGCGGGUGGUGCUGGCCUGCAUGGUCGCCGCCGGCGUGCAGUUCGGCUGGGCGCUGCAGCUCUCCCUCCUCACCCCAUACAUCCAGACUCUAGGAAUAGACCAUGCCAUGGCGUCCUUCAUCUGGCUUUGUGGGCCUAUUACUGGUUUUGUGGUUCAACCUUGUGUUGGUGUCUGGAGUGACAAGUGCCGCUCCAAGUACGGGAGGAGACGGCCGUUCAUUUUGGCUGGAUGCGUGCUGAUUUGUGCAGCUGUAACUUUAGUCGGGUUUUCUGCAGACCUUGGCUACAUGUUAGGAGACACCACUGAGCACUGCAGUACAUACAAAGGUCUAAGAUAUCGAGCUGCUUUUAUUUUCAUUUUUGGAUUCUGGAUGCUGGACCUUGCAAAUAAUACAGUUCAAGGACCUGCUCGUGCCCUCCUAGCUGAUCUUUCAGGCCCCGAUCAAUGUAAUUCGGCAAAUGCAAUAUUCUGCUCAUGGAUGGCUGUCGGAAACGUUCUUGGUUUUUCAGCUGGUGCGAGUGGGAACUGGCACAAGUGGUUUCCUUUUCUGAUGACUAGGGCCUGUUGUGAAGCUUGUGGUAAUUUGAAAGCAGCUUUCUUAAUUGCAGUUGUAUUCCUUCUGUUUUGUAUGGCUGUUACCCUCUACUUUGCUGAAGAGAUUGCACUGGAACCAAAGGAUGCACAGCAGUUAUCUGACUCGGCUCCUCUACUGAACGGUUCUAGAGAUGAUCAUGAUGCUUCAAGUGAACAGACUAAUGGAGGACUUUCUAAUGGCCAUGCUGACACAAACCAUGUCUCACCUAAUUCCCGUGCUGAGGAUUCUACAGAUGCAGGCUCCAACUCGAACAAAGACGAUGUUGAGGCUUUCAAUGAUGGGCCAGGAGCAGUUUUGGUUAAAAUUUUGACUAGCAUGAGGCAUCUGCCUCCUGGAAUGUACUCCGUGCUUCUGGUUAUGGCCCUAACAUGGCUGUCAUGGUUUCCCUUUUUCCUUUUUGACACCGACUGGAUGGGGCGUGAAGUUUAUCACGGUGACCCAAAAGGAAACGCGAGUGAAAGGAAAGCUUAUGAUGAUGGUGUCCGAGAAGGUGCAUUUGGUUUGCUAUUGAAUUCAGUCGUCCUUGGGAUUGGCUCUUUCCUUAUCGAUCCAUUAUGCCGGAUGAUUGGUGCAAGAUUGGUUUGGGCAAUUAGCAACUUCAUAGUGUUUGCCUGCAUGUUGGCUACAACAAUACUAAGUUGGAUCUCCUAUGACCUGUACUCGAGCAAGCUUCAACAUAUUGUCGGGGCAGAUAAAACAGUCAAGACUUCAGCGCUCAUUCUUUUCUCUCUUCUUGGAUUGCCACUCUCGAUCACUUAUAGUGUUCCGUUCUCCGUGACUGCUGAGCUGACUGCCGGAACAGGAGGCGGACAAGGUUUGGCUACUGGAGUUUUGAAUCUUGCCAUUGUCGCUCCUCAGAUAGUGGUGUCACUCGGAGCCGGCCCAUGGGACAAGCUCUUGGGGGGUGGGAACGUCCCUGCCUUCGCCCUGGCCUCGGUUUUCUCGCUGGCAGCCGGAGUGCUCGCGGUGAUUAAGCUGCCCAAGCUGUCGAACAACUACCAAUCCGCCGGCUUUCACAUGGGCUGAACCCCGGAACUCAAACAUUGCUAAACCUCACUCAUUUUGACAUUCGUUUACAUAUGGAGAUGAUUCUUUUCUCCCUCUUGUUAGAUACAUAGUAAUAAGAUUAAAGAUGAGAUAUAGAUUAGGAUAGAGACCUAGUUUUUAGGCCUGUGUGCAUACAAGUGUCAGCCCCAAGUUGUAAAAGAUGUACACUUUUUUGUACUGUAUAUUAUUUCACGGAUGACCGGAUGUAAUGUAUAUUGUUUUUUAGUCUGUUCUAGGAUGAAAUUAGUGUAA